This is a messenger RNA of Eimeria tenella, 2856 nucleotides long. RefSeq lists its product as uncharacterized. The coding region runs from base 1 to 2856 and encodes 951 amino acids. Lineage: Eukaryota; Apicomplexa; Conoidasida; Eucoccidiorida; Eimeriidae. The transcript is spliced from 5 exons. The record is from RefSeq and is a predicted model, not a curated record.
AUGGACGCGGAGAGUUCUUCGGGGGCCCUUCGCUCCCCGGAGGAGGGCAGCAGCAGGACGCUGGGGGCCUCGCCGCCUUCGGAGCAGCACAGUGACGGGCUCAGCAGCAGCAGCAGCAGCAGCAGCAACACCCACAGCAGCAGACACAGCAGCAGCAGCAGCCGCCACAGGUGCAGCAGCCUCGACGGCCGCUACUGGCAGGUCGGGAACGGCAAGGACGCGGAGGGCAGGCGCCGCUCCCGCCGCCAGCAGCAGCAGCAGCAGCAGCAGCAGCAGCAGGAGGCAGAGGGGACCACCCAGUACGGCAGCUCGGUCUCUGCAUGCAGCCCCGAAGGCCCCAGCACUCCCGACGAUGUUUCCGUCAGCAGCAGAAGCAAACGGAACGGCUCUACGCGGCAGCAGCAGCAGCAGCAGCAGCUGCUGCUGCUGCGGCAGCAGCAGCAGCAGCUGCUGCUGCAGCAGCAGCAGCUGGGGAGGCAGCGGAGCCGCAGCUGCGGCAGGUUCGAACCCAAGGCGUCCGAGUCCGAGCGAGAGCAGCAGCAGCAGCAGCAGAAGCAGCAGCAGCAGCAGAAGCAGCAGCAGGCUGAGGAACCUCGGGGGCUCCAGCGGUCGUCUCGGCUCAGGAACCCACCCAAGAGACUGGGAGAGGAAGUUGCUGCUGCUGCUGCUGCUGCAGCAGCAGAGCAGCAGCAUCCGGCAGCAGAUGCAGAGGAGCGAUAUCGUACACGAAGUGCCAGGCUGCAGCAGCAGCAGCAGCAGCAGCCGCAGCCGCAGCAGCAAGGCACUCAGCGUCAGCUUUCCCUACGUCAGCAGGCGUUGCGGACGCGGCAGCAGCAGCAGCAGCUGCUGCUGCAGCAGCAGCAGCUGGAGCAGCAGGAAGAGGAGGAGCAGCAGCAGCAGCAGGAGCAGCAGCAGCCGCAGGAGGACGAAGGCGAGGGUGACGAUGACGAGCAAGCAGCAGCAGCAGCAGCAGGAACUCGGUACAGCUUGAGGGCCAAGAGAAGCAGAAGAGAAAUCUUUCAUGCAGAUCUUCUGGCCAAGAAAAGCUACAAACCCUUGUCUGCUGCUGCUGCUGCUGCUGCUGCUGGGCGGAGACACAGAGACGGCAGCACGGGCGAGGGAGGGCUGCUGCUGGACGGGGAGGACAGUGCAGCAGAAGGGACUGACACAGCAGCAGCAGCAGCAGCAGCAGCAGCAGGGGAGGACGUGAAGGUGUGCAGCGAGUCCGAAGACGAUUUGCUGCUGUCGGACGGGGAGACGGCGGCGGCGGCGGAGGCCGCAGCAGCAGCAGCAGCAGCAGCAGAAGCUGCUGCUGCUGCUGCAGCAGGAGCAGCAGCAGGCAGCAGCCAGUGGAGACGCCGCGGGGGCCCCGGGAGGCCCCGGCUGCACCCCCUGGGCCUCCGCGGCAGCAGCAGCAGCAGCUAUUCAGUUCCUGUAACUUCUGCGCUGCAGGACUUGCGCCAGAAGAUCUACAAAGACCCCAAAGUUGUCGAGUUUGCUGCGCCCUUCAUGUCCGCUGCUGCUGCUGCUGCUGCUGCUGCUGCUGCUGUGUCAGUCCCUUCUGCUGCACUGUCCUCCCCGUCCAGCAGCAGCCCUCCCUCGCCCGUGCUGCCGUCUCUGUGUCUCCGCCCAGCAGCAGCAGCAGCAGCAGCAGCAGACAAGGCUCCUGGGGCCGCUGCUGCUUCUGCUGCUGCGCUGCUGCUGCUGCUGCUACAUUCGCUGCUGCUACUGUCGCUGCUGCGCUUCCCGCUGCAGGCAGGAAAACUUCUCAGCGAGAGGCUUUUGCAGCUUGUCGCGACGGAGCUGCAGCGCAGCAGCAACAGCAGAAGGACCAGCAGCAGCAGCAGCAGCAGUAAGCUUGCAGCCGAGAGCAACGCUACGGCGGAAGUGCAGCAGCGCCAGACACUGCAGCAGCAGCACCAGCAGCAGCAGCACCAUGACCAACAGCGGAAGGCAGCCGCUGCAGACAGCGCAUCAACCAUUCAGGCCGUCUUCUCGCUGCUGCAAAAGUUGUCGCGGUGGAGGCGGCAGCUUGAGGAGCAGCAGCUGCCGCUGCUGCUGCAGCGCCAGCAGCUGCUGCAGCAGCAGCUCUCACGCAGCGAGACCCCAGCAGCCUCUCCAGGGCCAUCAGCAGCAGCAGCAGCAGCAGCAGCAGCAGCAGCAAUUGCAGCAGCAAUAUCGCCCACUGUGGAGGUGAGGCCUUGCGCAGCCAGCGGCAGCCUCAGCCCCACACAGCAGGCGGCGGUGCAGCAGCAGCUGCUACAGCUGCAGCAGCAGCAAAAGCUGCUGCAACACCAGCUGCUUGCUGUUAAAAAUACACUUGACAAACUCGACCCUUUGCUGCUGUCUCGUGCUGCUCUUUCGUGCGGGGCAUACGCAAGGGCCCUAUGUUUUGUCGAGCAGCAUAUUGCUCGUGACUUGCUGCCCCUGGAAGAACUGCAGCGGCGGGUGUGGGGCGCAGCAGCAGCAACUGCAGCAACUGCAGCAACUGCAACGAGUGCAGCAGCAGCUGACAGCAGCUGCGACGAGGCCGUAGUGCAGCUGCUGCUGCAGUCUUAUAGAGGCCUCAAGGCUCGGGAGCUGCUGCUUGCUGCAGUAGAACGGAGCCGGUUAGCUGGAGUGUACAGACACCGCGCUACGUCUCUUCCUGCAGCAGCAGCAGCAGCAGCAGCGUCAGGCGAUGCGACGGGUGAGAGGCUGCCUGAGGCCGAAAGGCAGCAGCUGCAGCAGCAGGCUGUGCUGCAGCAGCUGCAGCAGCAGCUGCAGCGGCAGCAGCAAAGAGUCCACAUGGACGGCUUUGCCCUGGAGCUCCGCAGCAAAUGGCGGCAAGCAGCAGCAGCAUACUGCAGCCGGUGA